AUGGGCACAUGUCUUCACGGAUGGUUGCAUGUUGGAUGCCCGGGAGACGACGCGCCCCAAGUAGGCAUGAACCAGGACAACCUGAAGCCGUGGCUGAACGAGAGCGACACAGACGAGCGCAACGCGCGGGCCCGCAAGGCCUACGAAGCGCUGCUCACCGUCACAGCCUCCACGCCCAACAACACGCAGUACAGCAACUUCUCCGAGGAGGUGAAGAGCCUGGCGCGCGACAAGUUCAACUACACCUCCAACAGCUCCGUCUCCACCUUCGUGACGGCCUUCUACGACGCCGUCGUGCUGUACGCGCUCGCCCUCAACGAGACGCUCAGCGAAGGCGGCUCGGAACGCGACGGCGCCACCAUCACGCGCCACAUGUGGAACCGCACGUUCGUAGGUACGUUUGCUGCUGGGAGCGUUCGCGAUGGAGUGUAA
This is a messenger RNA of Gryllus bimaculatus (two-spotted cricket), 432 nucleotides long. The record is from the annotation of a GenBank genome assembly. Lineage: Eukaryota; Metazoa; Arthropoda; Insecta; Orthoptera; Gryllidae.